Arachis duranensis is the source of this 951-nucleotide messenger RNA. RefSeq names its product serine/threonine-protein phosphatase 7 long form homolog. Bases 1 to 951 code for a protein of 316 amino acids. The transcript has 4 exons. The record is from RefSeq and is a predicted model, not a curated record. Gene Ontology annotation, biological process: meristem development; meristem maintenance. Lineage: Eukaryota; Viridiplantae; Streptophyta; Magnoliopsida; Fabales; Fabaceae.
AUGCAUGCGUCUGACACCACGCAGGGGCGAGGUGCAGCUGGCGUUGCGGAGUUCCAAGGUCCUUCACCUCGGGGGGGCGUGGUGCAGCCUAACAGAAAUUUGUUGGUGCGUAAAUUGAAUCCGCCACAGAGUUGGAAUCCGAGGGUCGAAAACUACUUACGCGCCACUGGAUUCUACCACGUAUCUAGGAUUGGGAUGAUAAGAGGAUUUCACCCGUUGUUAGCUGCUCUGGUUGAAAGGUGGAGGCCGGAGACUCACACUUUUGUGUUGCCGGUGGGUGAGGUUACAGUGACAUUGGAAGAUGUCGCACAUAUAUUUGGGUUACCAAUUGAUGGAGAGCCUGUAAGUGGAUGGACUGAUAAUAGUAGUGAUUUCGUUCAGAGUCAGAGCAUGGCAAUAUUCGGACGUCAACCGGUGCUCAGUCGUAAUUCGAAAUCCUAUAUAAAGCUUGGUUGGGUUCGAAGUAUCAGAGAUGAGGAGCCGUUGGAUACUGAAGAGUCCAUAAGGAGAUACGUAAGAUGUAAGAUUUUCUGUCUGUUAGGGUCAACCCUAUUCACAGAUAAGUCGACUGCAUAUGCCCAUGCGAAGUAUCUACCGUUGCUUCGCGAUUUCGAGCGGAUCCAUACUUAUAGUUGGGGUUCAGCAUGUCUUGCACAUCUUUACAGAGCACUAUGCCGUGCAUCACGAUAUGAUACGAAGGAGAUGGAUGGCCCUCUUAAUCUGUUGUUUGUUUGGGCGUGGGAGCGAAUGCCGUGUAUUGCGCCUGUACCGAGACAUAUCCUUCCACUUGCUGAGAUACCAGUUGCCAUGAGGUGGAGUCAUUCGGAACGGAGCGCAGCGUGGUUAGAGAAGACCGUUGAGACAUUUAGGCAUGACAUAGACUACAUGCAGGAGGGUUUUGACAUUGGAAUUAUCUGUGGCAGUUUGAGUGGCGGCCGUACGAAGGAAUAA